AUGUUGAGAGAUGUUGGUUAUCUGCUGUUGCUCGUUUCUCUCCCGGCGCUGGUCGUCCUGCAUUUGUGGAUUGCUCCAUACACUAAGGUAGAGGAGUCAUUUCAUAUCCAAGCCAUACAUGACAUUGAGACGUAUGGAAUUCCCACAGCCAAUGUUAAGAAUACGCUGCAAGCAGAAUAUGAUCAUUUUGAAUUCCCGGGGGCUGUUCCCAGGACAUUUGCUGGGGCUGUCGCGCUCUCCGGCCUUUCGACUCCAGUUAUCUGGUUGAAGCCUGAUAUCGACCGGCAGUUUGUAGCCCGCGCCAUCUUAGGCUUAUUCAAUGCCCUCUCGCUCCUCUAUUUUGCCAGUGGCUUACGCCGCGCGGCUGGGAGGACUGCUGCUGUCUGGUACCUCCUGUUCCAAGCAAGCCAGUUCCAUGUCAUCUACUAUGCUUCGCGGACGUUGUCAAAUAUGUUUGCAUUUGGCAUGACUACAUUCGCUUUGGCAUCCCUCCUUCCCGAGCCGGUAAAUUUAAGUACAUAUCGCAAACGCAGCAGGAUAGCUCUAUACCUGAUCACAAUCGCGGGUAUCGUCUUUCGUGCGGAGCUGGCGCUCUUCCUGGCUACUCAUACCGCUUUCCUCUUUGCCCUGGGCCGCAUUAGCAUCCAGCGCGAGAUAAUACCAGCAGGAAUCUUGGGCCUCUUACUGGGCUUGUCCAUAACCCUACCCGGGGACUCAUUCUUCUGGCAGCAGUUUCCGCUUUGGCCAGAGCUCGCAGCAUUCAAGUUCAACGUCCUCGCUGGUCAGGCUUCCGCCUGGGGCACCCAUCCAUGGCACUACUACCUAACCAAUGCUCUCCCUCGCCUUCUUAUGAACCCCCUAACCUACCUUAUCGGCAUUCCCGUGUCCUUAGUCCAACCUGCAACACGCCGCAUCGCCAUUUCCAUGCUCCUACCAUCGCUCGCCUACAUUUUCAUUUACUCUGCCCAACCCCACAAAGAAUGGCGCUUCAUCGUCUACACAAUCCCGCCCUUAACCGCCGUCGCAGCCCUAGGCGCGUCCUACAUCUGGACGCACAGAACUAAAUCCAUCCUCUACCGCUUCUUCUCCCUAGGAAUGAUCAUCUCAACACUCGCGUCGUGCCUUCUUUCUACCUUCGUCCUCCUCCCAGCCUCGUCUGCAAAUUACCCAGGCGCGCACGCCCUCAACUCACUUCACACCCAUGUAUACAACUCAGCCCCGAAGUCCAGCAACCAACCAAUCCCCGUCUCUGUUCACCUAGGUAACCUCGCCUGCCAAACAGGCGUUACCCGCUUCCUGCAACAUCCCCACCCCAGCCAACGAGAUGUUCUUCAUUCUUCAAUAUCAUGGACCUACGACAAAUCCGACCCCUUAGCUUCGCAAUCCAACAAGCCAACCUUCUGGUCCCGCUUUGAUUACGUUCUCCUCGAACCUGCCGAAGCAGACGCCCUAGUUUCACUAUCCGGCUCCGGAACUGAAUACGCCCACGCAAGUACGUAUGCAUGGAAGACCGUGGACUCCAUAACCGGGUUUGCAGGGUUACGUGUUCUGAAACAGGGGGAGGAAGCAGCGGGCGUUGUUGAGGAGGGGAUUUUAAGAGCUAUCCUGGGCCCGAAGGCGGAUGAACUAGGUGUUGUGGGUCUUUGGGAGAAUAUUAGGGAUGGUUUGAGGAGGGUUGUUACGAAGGGUUGGUGGGUUGAGGUUAGGACGGAAGAGAGAAUUAGAAUUUUGGCGAGGGUGCGGUGA
This is a messenger RNA of Aspergillus puulaauensis, 1746 nucleotides long. RefSeq names its product dolichyl-P-Man:Man(7)GlcNAc(2)-PP-dolichol alpha-1,6-mannosyltransferase (gene ALG12). The transcript has 3 exons. Gene Ontology annotation, molecular function: alpha-1,6-mannosyltransferase activity. Gene Ontology annotation, cellular component: endoplasmic reticulum membrane. Gene Ontology annotation, biological process: protein N-linked glycosylation. Lineage: Eukaryota; Fungi; Ascomycota; Eurotiomycetes; Eurotiales; Aspergillaceae. The record is from RefSeq and is a predicted model, not a curated record. Bases 1 to 1746 code for a protein of 581 amino acids.